Prorocentrum cordatum is the source of this 489-nucleotide messenger RNA. The record is from the annotation of a GenBank genome assembly. NCBI's taxonomy places the organism in Eukaryota, Dinophyceae, Prorocentrales, Prorocentraceae.
AUGGAGCCCAAGGAUGAUGGGCUGGGCUCCAGGCUUCACGACGUGGUCCUCGGCAUGGCGGUCGCGGCCGCCAACGGCUUCGCCCUCGGCGGCGUCAUCUAUGACAAAAGCACCUGCGGGGCGCCGUCCUCUUCCACGCACGGCGUGGACAUAUUCAAGUCUGCGGGCCGAGUGUUUGGGAUCAAGAACCCCCGUAUGAUGUUCACGAAUCACCCGCCCGACUUUGGCGACUUCGUUUUCGAAGACACGAGGAAGUUCGAGCAGUCCAUUAGUCGGCAAGGGAUGCCGAAGAGCAGCAAGGACAACUGGCUCUUGAGUGCCAAGGCCAAGUGCCUUGCGUGCGACCUGGACAAAUCUGGCGCCGAUAUGGACCGCUACUUUCACUCCAACAUUCCUUUCGGGCUUGCAGAGGUCAUCACCGUUGAGAAAGGGGCCGCUCGUCUUCAAGCCGGAUCGCCUCUCUGUCGCGCUUCACAUCAGGCGUGGUGA